GAGGGACUCCUUCAGCAGAGAGGAGGUCUGAGUGACUGUGGGACUCCUUCAGCACAGAGGAGGUCUGAGUGACUGUGGGACUCCUUCAGCACAGAGGAGGUCUGAGUGACUGAGGGACUCCUGCCUCGGGAUGAAGCUCCUCACCUGAGACAUGAGUACAAGCAGUUACUCUUCUCCCACCAUGGUACCUAACAGCUCGGUGUUGGACUCCAUGCCAGCAGAGGGCGCUGCAGCCGGGCCUGGCGGGGAGGAGGGUCAGGCCGUGCUCCUCAGCAGGCCGUAUAAGUGCUCGGAGUGCGGGCGCUGCUUCUCCCAGCUGCCCGAGCUGGAGCUGCACGAGAUGUCCCACACGGCGGAACGGCCAUACCCCUGCCGGCUGUGCGGCAAGGCCUUCGCGCAGACCGCUGCCCUCACCAAGCACCAGCGCGUGCACACCGGCGAGAAGCCCUACAAGUGCCCGUCGUGCGAGAAGCGCUUUGCCCUGUCCUCUGGCCUGGUGCUGCACAAGCGCAUCCACACGGGUGAGCGGCCGCACAGCUGCCCGCUCUGCACCAAGACCUUCAUCUCCUCCUCACACCUGGCGCUGCACCUGCGCUCCCACACCGGCGAGAGGAAGUACAAGUGCAGCGUGUGUGGGAAGCUCUUCCUGCAGUCGUCCCACCUGGUGCGGCACAAGGCCAUCCACACGGGCGAGAAGCCCUUCAAGUGUCCGGAGUGCGGGAAGAGUUUCGGCCGGGCCUCGCACCUGAAGACGCACCGCCGGCUGCACACGGGCGAGAAGCCCUUCCAGUGCACGCAGUGCGAGAAGGCGUUCACGCAGAAGGCGGGGCUUAUCAUGCACCUGCGGCUGCACACGGGCGAGCGCCCCUUCAAAUGCGAGCGCUGCGGCAAGGCCUUCCGCUCCUCCGCCCACCUGCUGUCCCACCAGGCGCUGGAGGCCGGCGACCGCAGGUUCGGCUGCGACCGCUGCGACAAGAGCUUCAAGACGGCGUCGUCGCUGCGGCAGCACGAGAGGAUGCACGAGGGCAGCGAGCCGUUCCGCUGCGGCGUCUGCCUGCGCUCCUUCGCACGCUCCUCCUACCUGCAGCUGCACAUGCGCACGCACGGCGGCGAGCGCCCCUACCACUGCAUGGUCUGCAACAAGACCUACGCCAAGAUGGCCACCUUCGAGAGACACUGCCGCAGACACCAGCAGCAGAACGCCGAGCGGGACGGACAGCCCGAGGAGGGGGAGGAAGACGAGGAGGACGAGGAGGAUGAGGAAGACGAGGAGGAUGAGGAGGAGGAGGAGGGGGAAGAGGAAGACGUCAAACCGCCUGCACUGCCCUUUCCUCCCUCCGCACCCCCCUCGACGUCCUCCCAGGCCCCCCAGUCAGAGGUGAACACUCGCUCCAAAGCCAGGACCAAAGCCAACAGCAGCAGAGGGAAUGCAGACUGAAGGGCUUUCAGCCAGCGAAGCGGCGCUGGUGUCAGAGGGCAUGUGCAAGCGGUGCCACACUCACUGUCCAUGGCAGAGAUCAUUAAUUGUACAUAAAAUGGCCAAAUAUGUUAGUGGUGUGAAAGCCUUGCAGAGUCUCUGUCAGAAAGCAUGAAAAAAAAUUUGUAACAAUAUUGAAGGUGCUCAACUUUUUUCAUGGAUUUCAGGUGCAAUAAUGUUCAGUUUAAACCUUUUUAUUUCUCCUAAUGUAGUAACAUGCAGUGCUAGAUGUUCUGUUUGAAAUGAAAGGUACUGUUUUCUGAUUAGGUCAAGCUGUUGUCCAGUGAUGCUUCCUGCUGGUGACUCAGCAGUGCGGUUCUGAGAGGGUUUAGAGCACUGUAGGAUGUAGGAAUGGUCUGGGUAAAGUGUCAGAUUUUUUGGGAUUUUUGGUCAGAAGGUACUGUAUUCUGAGCGUCAGUCAUAAUCAAGGCCCUUUUAAAGAGUGAAGGCACACAAAACUGGACAACCUGAGGUCAGGGGUCACAGAAUGAACCUGAUGGACCAAUAGGAAGGCUGGAAGGACAUGCAGUGAUCUGCUCUGUGGGCCUAAUCUCAGUCCUGCAGAAUGCAGAGGGUGGAGUUUCAGUGCAAAUGCAUUUUAAAUUCCACAGAUAACCACCCAAAACGGUAAGAUACACGCUGUGACUGUAACACAGAGGGGUACCGUAAUGUUCCCAAAACCUGAACACGGGGCAGGGUGAUCCUAGCUGUCAGGUGACUCUCUUUGAAAUCACUCUUUGUGUGAUGGGUCAGGGCAACACUGCCACGUGGCAAGCAAUGUGGGCUUGUUCAGAAGUAGGCCUUUCAAUAGAGUGCAAUUACAAAUGUCCUUGCACCUUUUCUUAAUCAGUUAUUAAAUUCUGAAAAAUAGUUAACAGUAUAUUAGCAAAAAUGCAAUCAUCUUUUUUCCCAGACGCAGCUCUCUAUUUUUUCAGAAUGAGGGUGUCAUUGGGCUGCUUCCUGCACAGUUUGGGGGAGGGCUGGCAGUCCACUGCCCCUGGACUCCGCAGCAGCCCUGGUGUCCCCAUCCAGAGCACAAA
Messenger RNA from Megalops cyprinoides (Indo-Pacific tarpon), 2517 nucleotides. Its product is annotated as zinc finger protein 501. The transcript has 2 exons. Bases 152 to 1438 code for a protein of 428 amino acids. NCBI's taxonomy places the organism in Eukaryota, Metazoa, Chordata, Actinopteri, Elopiformes, Megalopidae. The record is from RefSeq and is a predicted model, not a curated record.